AUGGCUCUCACGAUGAAGCAGAUGUCCGUGAUUGUGGUGACUACGGGGAUUUUGUCCUUCAUAUUUGGUGUCAUUGCGGAGAACAAGAAGCCCCCAUCUGGGACUCCUAUUCCUGGAAAAGAUGUAGUCAUCUGCAAAUAUCCAUCUGAUCCAACCGUCCUCUUAGGAUCCCUGUCUGUUGUAUUUCUGGUCGUAUCUACGGUGGCAGGCUACAUUUCUCUGUUUUAUCCGUACGAGGGGAAGUCUAUCCCACAGUCUGCUUUCUUCCGAAAUACAACCUUCGUCAUGUUCUUCAACAUUGCUUUGUUUUCGACUGGACUAGCAGCAACAUUUCUCCUGUGGCCAACCAUCACUGAGCAACUCCACCUGACUCGCAAUGUUCACCAUGAUCUCAGCACCGAUUGUCCAACUGCAAAGACAGGUCUCCUGGGUGGCGGUGCUUUUUUCUCCCUCGAUUCAUCCCUAUUCUGGUUGGUCGCUUUAAUGUUGGCCAACAAUGCCCGUGAGGACUACUUUGGCGAAACAGAUGACGUUGAUGCAACUGAUCUUACAAUGGACUUGAAGGGGGAGUCAUUUGUGCCCGUCUUAUAAAUGUGA
Molecule: messenger RNA, 597 nt
Organism: Eucalyptus grandis
Lineage: Eukaryota; Viridiplantae; Streptophyta; Magnoliopsida; Myrtales; Myrtaceae
Exons: 3
Coding region: 1-591 (196 amino acids)
Source: RefSeq, a predicted model, not a curated record